UCGGGAAAACAGCCCAAUAUAUGGGGCGAGACGGGUGUGUAGCUGAUGUGAAGGAAGAAAUUUCCACGUGAAAGUGUGUCCUGCCAGGCAGUAGCCAGCGCUUGGUCCGCUGUUGGUGCCGAAUGCCUCCUGGACAGUCCUGGUGCUGCCCGGGAAGGGGCACUGGCCACAGUGCCAGGCCCCCCACCCCCUUUGGGAGCCGGGUACCUGCGGUCUCAGCAUCCUCUUUCCGGUAAGGGAUGCGGAAAACUGCACUUUAUCGGAGUCGACAGGGCUCAUCAAGUGACCGAGCACACUUUGCUUCACACCUGAAUUACUCCCCCUGAAGGAACUUUUAGGAAGUAGCUUUCGCCCUCCAUUGAAUGGGCCAAGUGAGAGAAGCCUUGAUGGGCCGUGGCUCGAGCAUGGUUCAAGUGACGUGGUGUUCAAGCAACCACUUUAAGUUUCUUCCUUAGGGAGCGGGAGCCUGGUGCGGGCAGAGUUCAGAUGAGUUGGAUGGCGCUCUGGAAGGGCCGCAGGCAGCCCCAAAGCCUGGCGAUGGCACCAAAGGCCAAGAGAGGAUUGAGAGGCUCCAUUGAUGACGUCCUUGAGGACCUCCUGGGGGACGAGACGACACUACCUGAGAAGCCUGUGAAGAUGGCGCCACGUGCCAGAGAUAAGACAGGCGUCGCCCAGGCGCUCCCUUCCGCAAGGGCGAGGACAGAGUCCCUCCUGGAACAGGACGCCUUCGGCACCAUGGCCGACCCGGCAGGAGCGGAGGCCGAGGAUUCUGACAUCUCAGAUGCAGACCCGCAGGCUUUGCUCCAGGCCAUGAAGGAUCUGGACGAGAUGGAUGCUGACCUCUUGGGUCUGAAGACGUCUCCUCGAGCCCCUCACAAAGGCGCCGCCAAGGGUUCUGGGAAAGAAGAGCUGCCUAGCAGCCCCCAGCCCAUCGCUCCGCUCACUGCCCAUGAGAAAGGGGAUGCCAUUCCCACCAAGAAGCCCUCCCCGUCUCCCAGCAGCUUUGGGCGUCAGUACAAGAAGUUUUCUUUCGAAGACUCGGAAGACCCGUUGGCAGGACUUCUCUCCGACGAUGAGGAAGGAACCACCAAGAAGCUGCCUGGGGCAGAGGGCAAAGCGGUUUCUGAAAAGAGCCCAGUCCCAACCAGAGACCAAGGUCCCUCCAUUCCCCUCACUCCUGGGGACACCCCCGUCCGGAAGAAAGAAGAGCUGCUCUUUGAUGACGAGGACGACCUCAUGGCCGCCCUGGGGUUUGGAGACAGCCCCAGAGCAGAGAGGAGGCAGCCAGGAGACCAGGAAGGGCCCCGCCCUGCUCGCUCCACGCUGGAUGAGCUGCUGGGUCGUCUGGGCACCGGGGAGCCCCUGGAGCUCAAGUUGGACGGGAAGUGCCAGGGUGAGGAGCCGGCGGACAAUGAAGACACCUGGGCCAACGGGGACUUCACCUUUGGGGCCUAUCAGCCCACCGUGGGCUCCUCCGGGGGCCGGCAGUCCCGCCGGCAGCCAGGCAGGUUCUUUGCAGAAGAUGGCAUAGACUGCAAGGGAGAACCAGGCUCCAAGCAGACUGCCCCAGCGACCACCAGCCCCACCGCCCCCCGGAAGGGGGGGGCCGACUGGUUGGGCCUCAAGGAUGAAGAUGAGGACCUGCUCCCUCCCUCUCCCACCAGAGAGCCUCGCAGGAGAGGCGGCUCCGCACUCCCCACACCCUCCAUGCCCCAUCCCGAGAGAGAGCCUUCUGCUCCAGGCCCGCGCUCUGCCCCAGCGGGGCUGCCCCUCUCCUCCGGGACACAGCCACCAUCCGCGGGAGCAGACCCCCCUGCCAAAGCCGGCCGGCCCUGCCCGCCCGGAGUGUCUGCGGAGGAAGAGGAGGACUGGCUGAGCCAUGCCUUGUCUCUGAAGAAGGCCCGAGACCUGGCCAGAGAAGAGCGCACUGCGGCCUCUAAGGGCCAGAUCUCGGUGGGGGCAGCGGGCCGACCCCCUUCCAGCAGGGGUUCUGACUUGGGUGGAGAAUUCCUCGGCCAGCCUGCUGCGAGCCCGCGAGGGCUGGAGCCAGCAGCUGCUGGAGGGACCGCAGGACCAGCAGCACUAAAGCCGCCGGGCCAGCCUGCCGCCUCGGGGGCCCCUGUGACCUGGAACCCAGCCGCCUUGGCCCUCUAUGCAGGCGACUCAAAGAAGGACACAGUCCCUGGAGACCUCUCUGGCACUGAGCCUGCAGUGCGUUUCCCGAGCUCCCAGGACCCCACAGGGCUUGCUGGGCCGGUCCAGUCCCUGCUGCCGGGCACCGGAUACCAACAGCAGCUCCUGGCCGCACAGGUGCAGCUUCAGAGUGGCACCGCCCAGCUCCAGGCCGAGCUGCUGCAGAGCCAGGCGCAGCUGGCAGAGCUGGAAGCCCAGGUACGGAAGCUGGAGCUGGAGCGGGCCCAGCACAAGCUGCUGCUGGAGACUUUGCAGCAGCGACACCAGGCCGACCUGGAGCUCAUCGAGAAUGCUCACAGGUACCCCUGCCCGGGGCCUUCGGGGCUCCCCAAGUGCCAGGCGGCCGAGCAGGCCCGGGCCGAGCUCACCACCCAGCACCAGCGGCGCUUGGCGGCGGCCGAGCAGGAGAAGGACCAGGAGGUGGAGCGGCUGCGGCAGCUGCAGCGGGCCUCCGUCCUGGAGAUGCGCAAGGACCACGAGGAGCAGCUGCAGCGGCUGAAGCUGCUGAAGGACCGAGAGAUCGACGCCGUCACCAGCGCCACCUCCCACACGCGGUCCCUGAAUGGCGUCAUCGAGCAGAUGGAGCAGUUCUCCAGCAGCCUGAACGAGCUGUCCUCCCGGGUGGAGGCCUCGCACCUCACCACUGCCCAGGAGCGGGAGCUGAGCCUCCGGCAGCAGGACACGCAGCUCCGAGCGCUGCAGGAGAGGCUGGGCCUGCAGCAGCGGGACAUGGAGGAGGAGCGGAGCCGGCUCCAGCAGGUCAUCGGGAAGAUGGAGGCCCGCCUGAGCGAGCAGAGCCGGCUGCUGGAGCAGGUGAGCCGUCCUCCACCCCGCGGGGCCCAUCUCCCAGAGCCCCAGGGAUCGUCAGUGGCCACGCAGCGCGCCCUGGAGGAGCAGAGGAAGGUCCUGGCCCAGCAGACGGCCAUGGAGCGGGAGGAGCUGGAGCGGGCCAAGAGUGCCCUGCUGGAGGAGCAGAAGGCCGUCAUGCGCCAGUGUGGGGAGGAGCGGCGGCGCCUGGCGGCCGAGUGGGCCGAGUUCUUCACGCAGCAGAAGCUGAGCAAAGAGCGGGCCGAGCGAGAGGCGGAGUGGGCGCUGCAGGUGGACGCCCAGCGGGAGGGCACCCUCAUCCGCCUGGCCAAGGAGCAGGCAGAGCUGAAGACCCGGGCCAGGGAGCUCCGGGCCAAGGAGGACCAGCUGGCGGCCGAGCGGGAGGCUCUGGAGCGGGAGCGGGAAGAACUGCGGCAGGAGAAGGAGCGGGUCAGCGCCGCCGCCCUGCGCCUCAGGCUCCGCUCCGAGGAGAGGGCUCCUGCUCCCCCAUCUGGCUCCACCGACCCCCCACCUCCAGACCCUCAUGGCCGUGUCCUUCUCUCUGGGGACGGGGGACAGGAGCGUCUGAGUCUGGCCCAGCAGAGGCUGCAGCUGGACCAUGUCCGACAGGACCUACCCUCUGGUCCCGUGGCACCGCUCGCCCAGGCCCAGGGCCUGGCAGCCUCCGGCCCGAGUGCCUUUUCAGCCAUCAUGGCUCCUGCUCCCGCCAACCCUCAGGGCAUCCAGCCAUCAGCCACCCCGGGCCCCUCGCUUCGCCACACCAAGCUGGUGCUGCUGCAACACACAGCUGAGGAGGACCAAGACUUCUUGGAGAAUGAGCAGUUCUUCCUGGAGACCCUGAAGAAAGCCUCCUACAAUAUGACAUCCCACUCAGCCUAAAGGACCCUGCUGCCUCCUCAACAGAAGACUCGGACCCUGACACUCUGUCCUAGCGCCCCCUGGCUGCCAGCUCCAGGGAGGGGGUGCCCAGGGAAGGCUCUGAGAUGCCCAGGGCCUGAUAACAACUCUUCAAGUAGACAGGGUACAAGGGCAUUCCCACCACCGCAGCUGAGGCAGGCAGGUGCCCCCAGGCCUUGGGCUUGACAAUGGCCUCUGGGGAGACACAGUGCUGAGUGUCUCUGCCCCCAGAACUGUCAGCUUCAGCUUUGGUUCUCUGGGCCCCUCCCCUCGUGGGUAGGCAGGUGGUUGAGGGAUCUUUUCACCUGGGCCUCUUCUGAGGCAGGGGGUCUUCUCCAGGGAUGCCCCGAGCAGCCUCCUGCCCUCCCACCUGAGGCCAGCAGACAGCAAAGGCCCCCUCCCGAAUGGGGACGUGGAGGCAGACCAUGUGUUUUGAAGGGCCUCUGUCCUCUUGGCCAGGGAUGGGGUGCAGGGGCAGGAGAGCGUGGGAAUUGCAAUUACUUGUGAAUUACUUGGAAGGGACAUGUCCUGGUGAACAUGAAGGCAGAGCGGUGAGCUGAGUGGGCCCUGAGCAGGCAGUUUGUGUGUCUGUCGCAGAACAGCUUUCGGGGGGAACUUGUUUACCCACAAUCUACAGCCUUCAUCUUGGACCCAUUAAAGUGCUAUCUGUUUUUUAAUCCAA
Messenger RNA from Myotis davidii, 4600 nucleotides. It is a transcript of the gene FBF1, whose product is annotated as Fas (TNFRSF6) binding factor 1. Bases 487 to 3900 code for a protein of 1137 amino acids. The transcript is spliced from 28 exons. Gene Ontology annotation, biological process: establishment of epithelial cell polarity; cilium assembly. Lineage: Eukaryota; Metazoa; Chordata; Mammalia; Chiroptera; Vespertilionidae. The record is from RefSeq and is a predicted model, not a curated record. Gene Ontology annotation, cellular component: ciliary basal body; centriole; ciliary transition fiber.